GCGCAGUCUACUUGAGAAAAGUUAUCUGGGAAUUAAAAGUAAGGAUUGGAUUGGAUUAUCAUGGCUUGGGUGCCCACGUCACGUUUCGAGCACGAUCUGGUGCAGUUGGAGCCGGACUUCAAUAUGGUCCAUGGACAGAUCGCCUAUGAACUGAGGAAGAAAGAGGAAUUCUCAGGAACCGUUCCCAUUCAUACCUAUGAGCAUUUGGAAGCCCGCGAAGAUCUGCUUGGAUAUGGGACGCCGGGUGAAAAUGGGCGAGAGAUUCGUCAAAGUCUGCAAAUGAUGGAGACGAUUCAGAGAGUAUCUGGCACCAAGCCGCUGGGCGAGCACGCCACAAUGGAGGACUGGGAGGACACCGCAACGGCGGAGAGAGAGGCGAUUGCCAUUACCCGUAGCUUCGGAAGAUUGUCCGUCAGACAGAACUCACCGCCCCUCCAACCGAAUAGCUUACCUGCGGUUGCUCAAAAUGAAAGCCAGCGAUUUCCUCUGAUCACAGAUCGCGAGUUCUUCACGCCUCGGAAGAUUCGUAGACCAAAGGAUCUUCCGCCAGCGGAGAACAGUCCGGAUAACUCAGCCGAUGACUCAUUUCACACCGCUGAAAGCCUGAGCAACUGCAUCUGCCUGAACGGAUCAAAAUAUCGAGAGAAGACCAGCAAGGGGAAAAACCCAGAAUACACGGAUACCUGGAUAAGAACAAGGAAAAGAGGAGGAAACUAAGACCCAAACGUCACCAGCAACGCCAGGCUAACUAACAAAAUUAUAGAGUUAACUAACUCUAAUCCGACAAUAGCCAAUCUAACCUGAGCAUGUUAGCAUAAUUAUUCAAGCUCUUUUUUUUUUUUAAUAACAGAUUAAGUUAACACCACGAAUAUCCAAAAGUACUA
Drosophila mauritiana is the source of this 884-nucleotide messenger RNA. RefSeq lists its product as uncharacterized. Lineage: Eukaryota; Metazoa; Arthropoda; Insecta; Diptera; Drosophilidae. The record is from RefSeq and is a predicted model, not a curated record.